AGGACCUGACAUUUGACGACUUUGUGGAUAUUUGCCGAAAAGAGCCAGUUACGACAGAAGAAGAUCUAAUGAAAGCAUUCCGAAAGAUUGAUUUGAAUGGGGAUGGAUAUAUUUCUCUUGAUGAGUUGUUCAAAAUUCUGACAACAAAAGGAGAAAAGAUGUCAAGGAAAGAAGUCCGAGAGAUGAUAGAUGAAGUUGAUGAAAAUAAAGAUGGAAAGUUAGAUUACAGAGAG
Molecule: messenger RNA, 233 nt
Organism: Candidula unifasciata
Lineage: Eukaryota; Metazoa; Mollusca; Gastropoda; Stylommatophora; Geomitridae
Source: the annotation of a GenBank genome assembly